AUGGCCUGGUCCUGCAGCCUGAAGAGCCUCCUCACAGUCUUUGUCUUUACCAUCUUCGCUGUCGGCUCUGUGGUUCCAGAUACAUACCAAAUGUUUAAGCAUAAAGGGUGUACUGGAGAAACGGACACAUGCAGUGAACUGGAAUUCUCGGCCACGCUGGGGGCUCAACGGAGAUUUACGUAUGUGAACCGGUGCUGCACAGCUGAGCAGUGCAACCAAGAGAACAUAACUCGGGUCCAUCUCUCUGUAGCCCUGACACUUGCCUUCCCCUUUUGCUUGAAGCUUUCAUUUGCAAUACUGGGGGACCAACAGACAUUUAGAUAUAACCAGCAAUGCUGUAACACUGCUAAGUGUGACCAAGAGAGCACACAAUUAUCUCUGCCACCUGCAGAAGCCAACGGUGUUCAAUGUCUCUCCUACUAUAUGGAGCCAGGUGUGCUGAGUAUCCCAACUCUCCUGAGCUGCACAGGAAAUGAGACAAAGUGUGGUUUGGUUAUCGGCACAGCAGUGGGAAGCAUCAACCCCUUUUCCUUGGUGAUGGCCGGAAUGGGCUGUGCGACAGAAAGUGCCUGCAACCUGACUGUGACUGUCCUCAACCAGACAAACAUCCGCACCUUCUGCUCCGAUGAGUUCGUUGUAUCUCCAACCCAGCCAUCAGUUCCGGAUAGCACGGGCAGUGCGGGCAGCACGGGCUUUCGACCUACAACCAUCUCAACAGUACCAAUUCUGAUUACUCUCCUCCUGCUGAAAGUCUUGUUUUGAUCUUCCAGGCUCAGCAGUCCCAUAGUCCUCCACACACAUUCGGAGGGCGUCCUUCAAUGUAGGAGAAUUAAAAGCUGGUGAUUGCU
Molecule: messenger RNA, 848 nt
Organism: Peromyscus eremicus (cactus mouse)
Lineage: Eukaryota; Metazoa; Chordata; Mammalia; Rodentia; Cricetidae
Product: protein RoBo-1-like
Exons: 6
Coding region: 1-762 (253 amino acids)
Source: RefSeq, a predicted model, not a curated record